GGAAAAGUCAUUUAUGUGCAAGGAAUGUGGAAAAGCAUUUACCCAGAAAACAAAUCUUAAAACUCAUAUGAGAAUCCAUACUGGAGAAAAGUCAUUUAUGUGCAAGGAAUGUGGAAAAGCAUUUACCCAGAAAUCAAAUCUUACAGCUCAUAUGAGAAUCCAUACUGGAGAAAAGUCAUUCAUGUGCAAGGAAUGUGGAAAAGCAUUUACCCAGAAAUCACAUCUUACAGGUCAUAUGAGAAUCCAUACUGGAGAAAAGUCAUUCAUGUGUAAAGAAUGUCGAAAAGCAUUUUCCGAGAAAUCGUAUCUUACAUUUCAUAUGAGAAGCCACACUGGCGAGAAGCCAUUUAUGUGCAAGGAAUGCGGGAAAGCAUUUCUCAGUAAACAUCAUCUUACAGCUCAUUUCAGAAAACAUACUGGAGAAAAGCCAUUUACGUGCAGGGAAUGUGGGAAAGCAUUUUCCUGUAAACCAAAUCUUAUAGUUCAUUUGAGAAAACAUACUGGAGAAAAGCCAUUUACGUGCAAAGAAUGUGGGGAAGCAUUUUCCAGUAAACCAAGUCUUAUAGUUCAUUUGAGAAAACAUACUGGAGAAAAGCCAUAUAUGUGCAAGGAAUGUGGGAAAGCAUUUUCCCGUAAAUCAGGACUUACACUUCAUAUGAGAAUCCAUACUGGAGAAAGGCCAUUCAAGUGCAAGGAAUGCGGGAAAGCAUUUUCCUAUAAACCAAGUCUUAUAGUUCAUUUGAGAAAACAUACUGGAGAAAGGCCAUACAGGUGCAAGGAGUGUGGCAAAGCAUAUUCCACUAGACCAGGACUUACAGCUCAUAUGAGAUCCCAUACUGGGGAAAAGAACAAAAUUGAUGCACAAGCGACAAACUUGGCACUAAAGAUCAACUGCUAAUAAACAAAACAAUAUUAGAAGAUUGUAAGAAAGACAGAGGAACCUUAAUGUGGCAUUUGACAGCGUGCCGCACACCUGGAUACUCAAAUGUUUGGAACUAUAUAACAUCAAUGAGAAAAUAAGACCUUUCCUGGCAGCCUGAAUGGUUAAGUGGAAGAUCCAAAGAGGAAUUUUCCAGGGAGACAGCUUCUCACCACUUCUCUUCUGCUUGACCAUAAAUCUGCUUAAUAAAAUUUUAAACAAUGUUAACACUGGCUGUGACCUAAGCAGAAGCAGAAAAGAGAAUAAAAGAGUGGACCACCUGGUCUUCAUGGAUGACCUGAAGUUGUAUACAGAUUCAGAAGAAAAACUGGAAGAAUUAGUUAGGACAUUUCACCAAUUCUCAAAUGAUAUCUGCAUGGAAUCUGGGUUGGACAAGUGUGCUAAGAGUACAAUAAACAAAGGGAAGGAAGUAACAUCAGGAAGCAUAAGGGUAGAAGAAAGCAUGUUAGUUGAAGACCUGGCAGAGGAGUCUGCAUAUAAGUACUUGGGAAUAGAAGAAAACACUGGUAUAGAACACAAGAAAAUGAGAGACAAGAUAAAGAAAGAAUACAUCAGCUGCUUAAAGAUCUUUAAGUCAGAAUUAACACCAAAGAACAAGAUCACUGCCAUAAACUAGCUGGUGAUACCAGUGGUGACUUAUGGUUUUAGUAUUGCAGACUGGCCACAAGGUGAGUUAGACAGAUGGAUAUUAAAACCAGUAAGAUUCUCAACCUACAUAAAGUCACAUACAGACACCAAUGUAUGGACAGAGAGAGUAUACCUCCCUCGCAGAGAAGGUGGAUUAGGCCGGACUGAGAUCAACCAGGCCUACAGAGCAGCAAUAGUAAGUAUAGGGCAGCACUUGAAAAGCUCUGAGGACAAAAACAUCAAAAAGGUUACCCAACACCAUAAUGAAGCCCUGAGCCUACUAACAUCAAUAACAAAACAGGGUAAGAACUUCGCUAGAAGACAGCAGACUCCAGCAAUAAUGAUAUCCAGGAAGACCAGGCAGAAAUACAGUCAGAGAGAGGAGAGAUUGAAUGGAAAGGUGGGGAAAGACCAAGGAAGAGUAGGAAGAUUUCAAGAACUGGAAAAAGUUUCAUAGACAAUGAAGAGUCACUGAGACAGAUAAGAAAUGGAGAUCUAGGUUAUGAUGGAGAAAGACUGAUAAUAGGAGCACAAGAUCAAGGCUUCCUAACAGACAGCUUCAAGAAAAUGGAGGCAUAUCAGGAAAUGAUCCAUGUAGGUUUUUUCAUGCAGUGAUUGAGUGUUAGUCAUCUGCUUGCAGAUGGUCACUACACAGCCCACCACAACAAAAUAUGUAAAGUAUACAGAAUUGAAGUGAAAGGAAAAGUGUGGGAGCAUGAACCAGAUCCAAUCACCUCCGAUGGGGCCAUUACCAUCUUUUAUGACAAGGAAAUUCCAACAGGAAGAUAAAGAGAAGGAGGUGCUAUGAGCCCUGAUAUUGUGAUCUGGAACAAGGAGGAAAAAACAGCAUAGAUUAUAAAUGUGACAGUACCAAGUGACUUUGACCUCAAUAGAGCUGAAAGGCAUAAAAUAACAAAAUACCAAGACCUAAAGAACGACCUGAAAAGCACAAAGGAAACAGAAAUAACACCAGUGGUGGUAGGGGCAGUAGGACAUAAAGAAAAACCUGAGAAAAUAUCUUAGGCAAUACCAAGUUGCCAAGGAUAAAUGAGCUGUAGAUUUUUGCCCUCAAAGGAACUGUGAACAUCUUGAAAAGAGCCCUCGGACAUAAGACCAGUGGAAUAUAGAGGUGCAACCAUGGACCCCAGGCUGGAGCCCAUUGCACCCCUGAUAUAAACUGAAAAUUAAGAAAAUCAUAAGCCAGAGAGAAACCAUUCAAUUGCUUUGGAUGUCAAAGAAGUUUUUCUUUUCAAAGUUAUCUAAACAACACAUGAGAACUCAUACAGGAGAGAAACCAUAUACUUGCUCUAUAUGUCAAAGAAGUUUUUCUCUUCAAGUUCAUCUCAAAAGACACGAGAAUUCACUCUAGACAGAAACUGAAUACUUGAUCUCUGUCCAAGUAGUUUUUAUUGCAUGCUUUUAUUUACCUCAAAAUGUACUUGUCUCUCCUCAGGUCUUGUAACUCAAUUUUCGACCUGUUCCUUUCGUCCAAUGAACUUGAAAUUUUGCUUGGUUACUCAAGCCCAGUGACAAUACAACCUUACUUAAUCAGUAGGUCCCCCUUCUCUCUUCCAUCCCCCUCCCAUGUCCCCUUCCCUUCCCUUCCCCCUCCCUAUUACCCUCCCCCUUCAGAGUACAUAAUCAGGUGUGAAUUUAAAAUGUUGCACAGGGCUAGGUUAAGACAUUUUCCUGUGUCUUCUUCACUUUUCUUGUUCUUGUGUACUUUCUGUAUGAUUUCCAAAUGAAGAAUUUGCUUUGUCAUUGGCAGACAUGAAUUUUUCUUAAUCUUGUUAUUCAACAGUGUGCAUAUGCACUUGCAUAUGUACAGGCAGUCACCAGUUUACGAUGGGGUUCCGUUCCUACACCACGUCCUAAGCCGAAAAAUUUUCAGAAAUCCCCAGAAAACAGUACUUUUAACCUCUUCUUUACUGUGAAGCUUAACAAAACAUUUUUUUCGGUAAUGGAAUAAAUAUAGUAUAAAGUUAAUGGGUCACACUUUACUUGGCUAGUAUAAUCAUUCUUCUUUAAUUGUGAACACUUUACUUAAGUAUCUUUAGAAAAAAAAAAGACAGAAGAGAAGUACUGAAAAACAAAAUUGCAAAUGGUUUUAUACUUUUGUAGAUUUUUUACAUUUUCAGCUUGUAUAUCUAAAGAAAAACCAACAUGGUUCUUGGUUAAUUUUUUUAUUUCUUAUCAUCAUUGUAAUAAACAACAGUGUCAGAUCCUUAAUAUACAUAUUCCAUGAUUAGCGCCCAGAAGCACAAAGCGAAAUGAUGUACUUUAGCUUCCAUUUUACUUGACUCGCCAGUCGCCAAAUUUUUUACCACGAGUAGGUGUUGCCAUGUAACUCUUUCAUCUAAGAGAGAGAUUACAUUUGUUUCCAGAUAAUAUUUUAUCAUACGUAUGUGUGCAUGUAGGUAUAUACAGUAUAUACCCAAAUGUCUGACUCUAGGUAUCUAGCAAUAAUAUUUAUUUUCCUUCAUUAUAUGCCUGGUGUGUGUACCACCUUCCCGAGACCCUCCAAUACUAUUUGUUUUGCUCCAGACCAUUCAUACUAAAAUGACUAAAUCAUAAGAGGUCUAGAGUCGAAAAGAAGAAGGUUGGUAGUAUGUUUGUACUACCUUCAUGUACCCAAUACUAUGCAAUAGUCUUGAAUGGCGGAACUCUGUGUACCCCAAAACAAACUGUCAGCAAGGAGGGAGUUAAUGCUUUGGGUGUAUUGAAAAUGAUGUAAACUGUACUUUUAUAGUUUUUCAUAAAAAAAAACUCCAAAUUUUUAUUAUGCUGACUUUUGUGAGCCAUAUGUCUUCUGUUGGAUCGGCAUCAUAAACGUCAUAACUCCAGAACAUGCAUGUAAACAGGGAUAUAAUUAAUGAUGAAUAUAUUUGAGAAGCGUCAAAACCUCAGAAGGUUGUAGCCUGGGGACUGACUGUAGUUAAGUUUGAAUAUUUUUAUGAAAUGUCACUCAUAGUGGUAAUGAAAAGUUUGAUUUCUUCAUUAAUAAUAAUAAUAUCCUUUAUUUCAGCUCAGGGCCAUAUACAUGGAAUAUCCAAAUAUAGACAGUAACAUACACAACCUAUAUACAUGAGACAGCAUGAUAAAAAAAAUGAAUACUCGGCACUUAUCCACAAAAUAGCUGAGGUAGCAUAAAAGAUAGUAAUCAUAUUACUGGUAAUAACAAUAAUAAACAUGAAUUAAAUUUAGGUGCAGUUUUAUUUGAUUAACUUUGAUAUGUUCUUGGUUUUAAUCUUGUACAAAGAAUGUGAUGCAGCAUUAGUAAAUCCUAAUGUUUCGUAUUAGCUUACUGGACACGGUGGACUAACUGUAUUAUGUUUUAAGCUAACCAGUCAGAAACGUUCAGCCAGGACUUGCUUUGUAAGUGCCUAAAAUCAUGUAUUAUUCUGAUUAGGUUAAA
Messenger RNA from Macrobrachium nipponense, 4982 nucleotides. RefSeq names its product gastrula zinc finger protein XlCGF8.2DB-like. The coding region runs from base 14 to 898 and encodes 294 amino acids. The record is from RefSeq and is a predicted model, not a curated record. Lineage: Eukaryota; Metazoa; Arthropoda; Malacostraca; Decapoda; Palaemonidae. Gene Ontology annotation, biological process: regulation of transcription by RNA polymerase II. The transcript has a single exon. Gene Ontology annotation, molecular function: RNA polymerase II cis-regulatory region sequence-specific DNA binding; DNA-binding transcription factor activity, RNA polymerase II-specific. Gene Ontology annotation, cellular component: nucleus.